This is a messenger RNA of Drosophila pseudoobscura, 1127 nucleotides long. RefSeq names its product brain acid soluble protein 1 homolog. NCBI's taxonomy places the organism in Eukaryota, Metazoa, Arthropoda, Insecta, Diptera, Drosophilidae. The transcript is spliced from 3 exons. The coding region runs from base 361 to 1041 and encodes 226 amino acids. The record is from RefSeq and is a predicted model, not a curated record.
CGUAGGUUAACUUUGUGCACACGGCAUAAGUAACGUUCAGUCUGCCUCUAGAAGUCGAUCGUGAUCGUGUGGCCCAGUCAGUUCCGCUCAAGCUCGAACCAACUCCAAUCUUGUGCCUCUCUGUCUGCCUGUGCCUGUGCCUGUGCCUGUCCAUCUAUCUGUCGUCUGUCGUCUGUCAUCUGUCAACUGUCGUCCGUCUUCCGUCGUUCGCUGUACUCCAUUUGUAUUCGUCCAAUAUAUUUUUUUCUAGUUUAAGACGUGCGCGCUUAUAAUUCUUUUUGUUGGUUUCAAAUAACUUGGACAAGUUCAAUCUUUGUACAAACACACACACACACACACACACACACAAACCAAGACAAAAUGAAGUACUUCAACAUCUGCCUGCUCUUCAUCAUCUGCGCCUUGUGCUAUGGCCUAGUGGCUGCCCAGGAGGAGGGCGGCUCCGGGUCCGUGUCGCCCGCCAAGAGAAUUGCCGCCCUCCGGCGUCCCGUUGGCAAGGCGGCCAAGCCGACCACCACAACGACAGCGGCCCCGGCCCAGAACGGCGAUGCCGGCGAGGGAGAGGAGUAUGACGAGGAGGCGGGUCUCGGUGACCAUGGCGAAGAGGGUGAUGAGGCGGCGGACUCCGCCAGCUCCACGACAACCACCAGCACAGAGGCGCCCAAGAAGGUGGGACCUGUCAUCCGGCCCUUCCGCUCCAACGACGACUUCCUCAACUCGCUGAAGCGCCGCCAGCAGAACGCCAAGAAGCACCGUGCCGAGAAGGUGCCCGCCAGCAAGCCGGCCAGGAAGAGCGACGAGUCCGCCUCGGGCGAGCAGGAGGAUCAGGCUCCAGCUGCGGCACCAGCACCGGCCUCGACCCCAUCCAAGGGUUUCAAGGGCAAUUCGGCAUUGAGCCGGCGCAAGCUUUCCAAGCCGGCCAAGGCGACGCCCGAGCAGGCAGUCGAUGAUGCCGCCGCCGAAGAAUCGGAACAGCAGCAGAAGGAGGAGGCCAAACCGAAGCGUCCCAUCGGUCGCCUGGCCUUGAGGAAGCGCAACUGAAAGGAUCGCUCCUGAUCCUCUCUCUUCCCUUUUCCUUCAACCAUGCCCCCGCCCGCCCCCGUCUCCACACUCCAUCAACACACCCA